Purpureocillium lilacinum is the source of this 618-nucleotide messenger RNA. Its product is annotated as calcium-binding component of the spindle pole body (SPB) half-bridge. Gene Ontology annotation, molecular function: calcium ion binding; microtubule binding. Gene Ontology annotation, cellular component: half bridge of spindle pole body; mitotic spindle pole body. The record is from RefSeq and is a predicted model, not a curated record. Gene Ontology annotation, biological process: spindle pole body duplication. Lineage: Eukaryota; Fungi; Ascomycota; Sordariomycetes; Hypocreales; Ophiocordycipitaceae.
AUGAACCCUCACACGACACCUAGGCCGUUCCCUAUGCGGUCCAUGGCGGGGAGCUCAAGCCAACAACCUCAGCAGCAGCAACGAACGCGACAGCCGCCGGCGCCCCAGGUAACGACAAAUGAGGAGUAUGGAGCCAUCGCUGAGGAAGACCGCGACCACGUCGAUGAAGUCUUCGACUUGAUGGACAUGAAGAAGAAGGGGUGGCUCAACAGUUACGAGUUCAAGCACUCGCUAGCAGCACUGGGGUUCGACUUGCCGAAACCCGAAUACUUUCGAGAGCUUGAGGCGUACGGCUCCGUUCCCCCCGACUGGCAAGAUCCGCAUAACUGCCCCGUAAAUCGGUUAUACAUCUAUCUCGACCAAUUCAGGUUGUGCGCCGCGAAGCUCAUUGCCAACCGUGACCCCCGAGAGGAGGCCUCCAAAGUUUUCAAUAUGUUCGACUAUGAUGGGGACGGUAUCAUAUCGUUCGAGGACAUGCGGCAUCUCGCGCAAGAUAUCAAGGACGAGCGAUCGAUGACCGACGAGGAAAUCCAAAGCAUGAUCGAACACCUCGAUCACGACGGAAAGGGCGGCGUUAACCUUGAAGAAUUCAUUCAGAUGAUGGAAGAGGCUGGCUAG